AUAAUGAACUGAAGCUGAGUAAUAGUAACUUUGGAGACCCGUGGAUUUGAUAUUUAUUACUUGUGUCACUAUACUGCAGUCCCUUUCAUUGGUUACACUUGGCCAUUGUUAGGUGUUGUGUUUUAGCGUGUCAAGUUUUUGGCGCCGUUGCCGGGGACUUUCUAGAGUAUUAGGAAAGGCAGAAGUUUGUUACUUUAGCGUUUUACUUUUCUUUUCCACCCUUGCUUUUCACUUUGAUAUUUUUGUUUUUGUUGGUGCAGAUCUGAAUCAUGGAUCCUCAUGGCUUCUCCAAUCAUUGGGGGUAUCCACCACCAUCCGAGUGGUAUUACCCCGAGACUCCCUGGAGCAAUCAAGGAGGAGAAGACUAUGGAUUUGGGUUCCAGUACCAACCCCCUUACUACGGAGAACAAUCAGACCCUUGGGCAUAUCAAGAACAACCUCCUUAUCGAGAAGAAUUUCUCCCACAACCAGAGGGCCCAUUGGAGCUGGAGUUACCCAUGGCGACCUUCACGGGCCAUUCUGCAGAGCCAUGCUACACUCCACAGCCAGAUCCAAACUAUGAAUUGAGUCUUCUCAUGGAGCAGUUUGCUCGAGACUGUGAUAGAACAUGCUCCAGGAUGGAUCAUUGUGUCCAGGCCUAUCGUGAAACUGAGGAGAUCCUCCUGAGCCUUAAGAAGAGCGUCGAUGAUCUUGAGCGAUCUUUCGCACAACCUGCUCCAGAUCACCCUUCUGCUACCAUACAAGAAGAGGAGGAGGAAGAAGAAGGCUACAAGGACAUAGUGGAGCAUACUGAAGUUGUCACGGAGAGCUCCCGUGAUGAUCAUGAUCAGGAAUGUCAUAUCAUAGCCGACCACACCUUCCCACAUCCUAAACUGAGCUUUGAAGAGGCGGGCAUGAGUGAGGAGAUGCAAGAAGAUCUCAUGAAAGAAAUUGCUUGGCAACUUGCUCUCCAAUCCGUGCUAGAAGAAGAAGAGCAAGAAAGGGUGCAGAAAGAAGUUGUGGAGGAUGAUGAAAGUGAAGCAGGAGGAGUUCUUGAUCAUUUCCCAGGGGUGAUACCACAUGAACAAGGAAGGGAGGUUGAAGAAUCAAUUGGCGUCCAGGCUGAGGACGAAGUUGAGGUGGAAGAGGCUUGCACCGGCCAUGAGUUACAUUUGAUAUCUCCAUCAAACUUCGAGGAACUACUUAGCAAGGAUCCAUUUGCAGUGUCUCUUUGCCAUACCAAGGUCACGUCGACAUCGGUCCCUCUUGGUGGACGCGAUGGUGGUCAAUCGAUGCUGUCAUAUCUGGUUUGGGGCAAUGAGACGAGAGAAGAGAAGAAGAGGUCUCGAGGGUGGAGACUUCAUCCGCAUCAAGUACACGAGCUUCCAUCACCUGUCAUACCACAUGCUCGUGACUUGAGACUCCACCUCAUUGACGAGAACCUCAACUUCAAGGAGGUUUUGGGGUGGACCGAAACUUAGGAGCCAUCGUCCGGCUCACGACGUGAAAGAAGCGCUUGUUGGGAGGCAACCCAACCAGUCGGUUUGCAUUUCUUUCUCUUUUUCUCCUCGGUUGAGUCAGUUUUGUUAUUUGAUUUUAGAGUCAAUAACUCAACCUUUGUGAGAUUUUGUGUGGUGUUUGUGGUCUGACCACUCUCUCCUCCUAGAAUACACCGCCUGCCCCGUCCACCAUCAUUCACCCUGGAUCUGGUAACUUUGUUCUACCCACCUUAUCUUUCCUCCAUUGAGGACAAUGUCGUGCUUAAGUGUGGGGGGAUGUUCGAUUAUGUAUGCGGGUGAAUGUUUGGCUGUUUGUGUGCUUGGAGCCUAGUCCACUGUCCAAAUUUUUAAAUUCGAGGGCUCCAAGUACGUGUUUCCUUGCAAAUUGCCUGCUCAGUAUGCUUUGAAUUGACAGUCUCUAUAGUAAUGUGCAACCUAGGGAGGUAGUGUAGCACUAUGGAGGAUGUUGAAGUAUAAGAUUUUUCCUAUCUAGCUCUCUGCUGUGCCAGUUGAUUUUGUGAAUUAGUGGAGCUAGGACCGUUCAAUUCAUGUGGUAAUGGUGACUCUAUGUGGAUUGUGUGAUGGACUUGUGUAUCGAACAGGGUGCUCAUGUGAAAAAUGAAAAGCAGUUGGUCCUCCAUGUCAAAAUCAUAAAAUCUUAAACAUGGG
Messenger RNA from Linum trigynum, 2147 nucleotides. NCBI's taxonomy places the organism in Eukaryota, Viridiplantae, Streptophyta, Magnoliopsida, Malpighiales, Linaceae. The record is from the annotation of a GenBank genome assembly.